AUGAAUUCAUUCUUCAACCUCGUUAUCUAUGUCCUCGAGCAACUUUUACUCGUAGCCCCAAGGGAUCAUGUAUACGCAGCUGCAGUUGGCUAUGCUUACGAUCCGGUGCCAAACAUACCCCAGUACAUUCGUCCUAAGUAUGCCUCAUUUCCUCAACAUGCAUCUAUGCCAAAUGCACACAUCCAAAACAACACCAUUCGGCUGCGACCGCAAGCAGCAGGGCUUCCAUACCGAUCGAGUUUUGAUUAUGUCCGGGCUGCCAAACACUGGAAGGCUAAUCUGGAAGAGACCAUCAAGGUCCUUGAGCUACUUGCUACCGACACUUCUACCGUUGAUGUCGAAGUCGGAAACGGCAUAACAUUAGCCAAGCUCGCGAAAAAGGAGCUGCGUCCGGGCCUCGAAAACCGCAUGGUGAUUGCAACAAGCCACAUGUUCCCAAGUGGAGACGAGCGGCGGAUCCGGAUUAUAGCAACUUUGAUGAUCAUGUACUUUGUUUUCGAUGGUGAUUUAGCGGAGAUUGACAAUUCACAGCUUUCGGAUCUGAGAGACGAUUUCUUCAGUCGAUUUGAUGGUCCCAGGGCUAGACGGUCAGAGAGAGCACCGAGUGCACUUCAGACUCAUUUGGAUGAAACAGUGGCUGGCAUCUACGAAGAAGAUGCUGCAGGGGGCAACGGAGGGCAUGAGAUGCUUGAAGCGCUGCGAGGUGCCUUCCGCUGCGUCCACCCAGAGGGCAACUUUCCCACAGUUGAUAGCUAUCUUGCAUUUAGGAGAUUGAACGUCGGGGCAAGAUUCGUGAUUGCGGCGGCGAAGUUCACUAUCAAGUCUAAUGUUGACGUUUCAGACGCGCGCUUUGCCAGGUUCUUGAGUUUGAUAGGAGAUCACCUGGGCCUUGUCAAUGACCUAGCAUCGUACGAGAAAGAGGCGCGGGCACUGAGCACUGGAGAAACCAAGGAUAUGAUCAACAUAGUUGCUGUGAUGCACAAUUUGAUGUCCCUCCCAAGCGCGAAAGCUGCUAAAGCGGCAGCUUUCUCUUACCUGUUGCAAGUGGAAACAUGGAUAAUGGAGGAAAUCGAGCAGCUAGCCGCGUGGGAGAAGCUAAAGGAUGAAGAGUGGUGGUUUCUAGAGGCUGUGUUUCUUUCAGCGACUGGAAAUACCUUUUUCUGUAUGACUAGUUCGCGUUAUGGUGGAGAAGCUGCAAAGAUUAACUAG
This is a messenger RNA of Bipolaris maydis ATCC 48331, 1209 nucleotides long. Its product is annotated as isoprenoid synthase domain-containing protein. The record is from RefSeq and is a predicted model, not a curated record. NCBI's taxonomy places the organism in Eukaryota, Fungi, Ascomycota, Dothideomycetes, Pleosporales, Pleosporaceae.